CAACCAAAAACCUUUUCACUUAGGCCAUAUGCCCAGCAUGAUCACUUCCAUUUUCACUCAUUUUCUUCAUCUAUUUCACUUGUUUUCUAAUGAAUUUAUAUCCCUCCAAGCAAGCGAAUUUGGCUCCUAUUCAGCCAACUUCACAACUUGUUGGGAGAUAGAGAGAAAGGCACUUCUUAAGUUCAAAGAAGGUCUCAAAGAUCCUUCAGGCCGGCUUUCUUCUUGGGUUGGCAAUUAUUCUUGUACAUGGUCAGGUGUUGGCUGCAACAGGAAAACGGGACAUGUCACGAAGCUUGACCUCAGGAUGCCCCUCGCCAACAGUUUUAUUUCUAUUGAUCCAACAGCUGUUAAUAAAUCGAUCGCCAACAAAACAGCUUUGGAUUUUGCAUCCUUACAAGGUACGAUGAGUCCUUCAUUGCUUGAUUUGAAAUAUUUAAAGUACCUGGAUCUAAGCUGGAACAAUUUUGAACAAACUCCAAUCCCCAACUUCAUUGGUUCAUUCACCAAUUUAGAAUACCUUGAUCUCUCUCAUGCAUCUUUCAGUGGCUUGGUUCCUCCCCAUCUUGGAAAUUUGUCAAACUUGCGCCACCUUGAUAUCUCCUCAAAAUUUCCAGAACAAGAUAUUUUGGUUUCUGAUAAUUUGAAUUGGAUCCUUCGACUCUCUUCAUUGAAAUUUCUCAGCUUAAGUAUGGCAAACCUUAGUUUUGCAUCAACCAAUUGGUUGCAAGCUAUAAACAUGCUUCCUUCCUUGAUGACGUUACAUUCGUCUUCUUGUGGACUCCAUGACAUCCCUACCUCUCUUCCAAUUGUGAACUUCAGUUCUAUUCAGGUCAUUGAUCUUUCAUUAAAUGAUUUCGAUUCACCAUUACCCGGCUGGUUGUUCAACAUCAGUUCCCUCAUUGAGCUUGAGUUGUCUUUUAUUGGCUUUAGUGGGCAAAUACCUCCAUAUUUAGAAAAUCUUAAUAACAUGAGAUACCUUAAUCUUGAUUACAAUGAUCUCUCUGGUCCACUUCCAAUUUCUAUUGGAAACUUAUCAUCCUUGAAGAAUUUAUAUCUUUCUUCUAACCAAUUGAAUGGAACAAUUCCUGAAACCAUCGGACAAUUGAAAAAGUUGACUAAGAUAGAUCUUAGUUCUAAUAACUGGGGAGGUGUUGUGUCUAGAAUUCAUUUUCUCCACCUAAACAAUCUAAAGGAACUUUUGUUAUCCUCCGUUGAGGAAAGGUCAUUGAUAUUUGAUGUAACAUAUGACUGGAUUCCUCCUUUUAGUCUAAAAUUAAUCUCUAUUCCAUAUUGUCAGAUGAAUCCCAAAUUUCCUAUAUGGCUCCAAACUCAAAAGGAACUGAAGAUUGUUGACCUUACAAAAGUCGGAAUUUCAGGUUAUGUACAUGAUUGGUUUUGGAAAAUGAGUCCACAAAUUGUCUUUUUGUCUCUCCGCAGUAACAAAUUGUGCGGAGAGCUUCCAAGAUCAUUAAAAUUUCAAUCAUGUUCUUCUGUAGACCUCAGUUUCAAUUUAUUUGAGGGACCAAUUCCACUAUUUUCUGGUGUCUGCACACUUAGUUUGAAAAGUAACUCAUUCUCAGGACCAAUUCCAGCAAAUUUUUGCGAUGCCAUGCUAAAUUUAGACACUAUGGAUCUUUCUAAGAACUACUUCAAUGGCAGCAUUCCUUCUUCAAUAAAUAAGUUGAAGAGCUUGAGUUAUCUAUUGUUAGAAAAUAAUGAACUUUCUGGAAAGAUUCCUUCAAUGAAUAGAUUGAACAAUUUGGAGAUGUUAGACCUUUCAAAUAACAAUUUAUUUGGCAACAUUCCAAGCUCCUUGUGCUCACAGUCUCCUCUUCUUUAUUUAAAUUUGAAUGGCAACAAUCUUUAUGGAAAGCUUUCAUCCUUGCGAAAUUGCACAAUGUUGGGGACACUUGGUCUUGCAAAUAAUCAGUUCCAUGGAGGCAUUCCAAGAUGGAUUGGAGAAACUCUAGCUCAUCUAUCAAUACUACAGUUACAAGGAAACAUGUUUAGGGGAAAGAUACCAAAAAGUUUGUGCAAUCUUCCUUUUCUUCAUGUUAUGGAUUUAGGGCGGAAUAAUUUUUCGGGAUCAAUUCCACCAUGUCUAGGCAAUUUAAGUAGGCUGUAUCACUCAGAAAAUGUUACUUAUGUAUCUGAUGAUGCUGCUACUAGUCUUCUUGUUUCUUUGGUUGCCUAUGCUUACACUGCUUCUGGUGGUGGUGUUGCUGCUGCUGUUGCUAUUACUCUUAAGUUUACACCUUUCUUUUUUGGAAUCCGGCACAUGGAAUUUAAUGUUAAAGGACAAGCACUUGAAUAUGUUAACACAAUUGAUCUUGUGAACUUGAUAGAUUUAUCAAGUAAUAAUCUUGAAGGGGAAAUUCCAAAAGAGAGAAUGAAACUUUCUGCCUUGGGUACAUUGAACUUAUCUCGGAAUCAGUUAACAGGAAACAUCCCUGAGGAGAUGGGAGACUUACGACUAUUAGAAACUCUUGACCCCUCAGUCAACCAUCUUUCAGGCCCGAUUCCAACAAGCAUGUCGUCUAUGACUUUCUUGAGCCAUUUGAAUUUGUCUCAUAAUGAUCUAUCCGGACCAAUCCCAUCAGCAAACCAAUUCCAAACCUUCAAUAAUCCAUCCAUUUAUGAAGGAAACCCAAAACUUUGUGGAGCUCCAUUGUCGACCAAUUGUUCACCACACAAAAAUGAUACUCCAAACGGAUAUAUUGGCAAGGACAAAGAUGAAAGCUGGUCAGAGAGGUUAUGGUUCUACAUUGGAACAACAUUUGGAUUCGUGGUGGGAUUAUGGGCUGUUUGUGGAACUUUGGUGAUCAAGAGGACUUGGAGACAUGCCUACUUCCGCUUUGUGGAAGAAAUGAAAGAUAGGAUCUACGUCUUCAUUGUACUGAAGGCAGCUCGUUUGCAAAAGAAGUUGAAGGGCAAUGAAAGAAGCUGUGGCUAUGGUGAAGGUAAUAAAUUUUAUCUCUUCAUUGGAUUAUUAGUUCUACUCCAAAACUGCUGUUUGUGCAUCCAUGAGAUGUGCAGUUUCUACUUAGGAGGCUUUCAAUUAUGAAGUCAAAUCAGUUUGGUGGAUGUUUAUCUUGUGUUUCCAAUAAUAAUAGGUUAAUACGAGUUUAUUACUUCUGUUGUCAUGGAAUGUAGGUGUUUUCAAUCAAUUGUUGUGUGCUCUUAAGAGUUACUAGUGAUUCAAAGAGAUUAUCCUGUUUAUGUUAUUUUGAUCAAUGAAAUUUGAUGAUGUUC
Rubroshorea leprosula is the source of this 3252-nucleotide messenger RNA. NCBI's taxonomy places the organism in Eukaryota, Viridiplantae, Streptophyta, Magnoliopsida, Malvales, Dipterocarpaceae. The record is from the annotation of a GenBank genome assembly.